AUGGACUUCGAUUUUCCACCACGAAUAGAGAGAGCUAUUGAUGAUAAAGUACCUCAAGGUCAUCUGAGGCCGCUUGGUUUUCAACGUCACACGGACGGACCGAUCAGCCAAAUAGAAGGUAUGCCAUCACCGGAAGUAUUUUACAAGUAUAUUGAUGAUAAUAAACCAGUGUUUAUGGUUGGAGCCAUCGCAAAUGUGUCUGUCGAAAAAACUUGGGAAAAAGAUGAAUAUUUAAAAGAAAAAUAUGGAAAUAUAAACGUUACGGUAACAGCAAGAAUUGACUAUGACAAAACGGGCAGGAAAAAAAAAAUCUUGAUGCGAUUCAAAAAAUUCCUUCUUGACUAUUUGUAUGAAGACUGGUAUCUUGCUACGACCAUUCCAAUAGAAAUGGCCAGUGAAUUAACAAUCCCGCAGUGCUUGAGUUGUGGCUCAUACUUCGAGCGACUCCAACAGGCAGAAUUAUGGAUUAGCAGCGGUCCAACAAGCACAGAUCUGCACAGUCAUGAAAACCAUAUUCUCCAUUGCCUGAUCUUUGGAAGAAGAGACUUUACUAUCAUCCAAUCAAAAUAUAAAAGUGAAUUCGAUUUUAAACACGAGUAUCCGACAUCUGCAUCUGGUCAUUCGACGCUAAACAUCAAUCGAAUCAACAUGUUUAAAUAUGAAGGUGUUGCCAAUGUUCCAUGGAAAUAUGCGUCAGUCCGGAAAGGAGAUUGUAUAUUCAUACCUGCAGAAUAUCUUCACCAAGUUCGUUCUUAUGGUCGUGCAAUUUCCUACACCAUAACAUUUGCUCCUGCAAUCCAUUUUGAUCUGAAAGGUUGCCAUGGAGAUGAAAUCAAAAAAACAUUUAGACUUAGGGAUGCCAAUUUUGUGUGGACUUACGUUGAUGGUCAUCAACAACUUGUCAAUACUCGAUUCAGUACAGAAAGUCUGCAUAAGAUUCUUCUUCAAUUGCUUGGAAACAAGAAUAUACUUAACUACCACAAAUUUGACCAUUUUUAUGAACAAUGCUUAAAACUGAAUGAUGACAGGCUACCAAAUUCUGUUAAUAUCUAUCUAUCUAUCUAUCUAUCUAUCUAUCUAUCUCAGUCCGUUAAUUAUCUAUCUAUCUAUCUAUCUAUCUAUCUAUCUAUCUAUCUCAGUCCGUUAAUUAUCUAUCUAUCUAUCUAUCUAUCUAUCUAUCUCAGUCCAUUCAUUAUCUAUCUAUCUAUCUAUCUAUCUAUCUAUCUAUCUCAGUCCAUUCAUUAUCUAUCUAUCUAUCUAUCUAUCUAUCUAUCUAUCUCAGUCCAUUCAUUAUCUAUCUAUCUAUCUAUCUAUCUCAGUCCGUUAAUUAUCUAUCUAUCUAUCUAUCUAUCUAUCUAUCUAUCUCAGUCCAUUCAUUAUCUAUCUAUCUAUCUAUCUCAGUCCGUUAAUUAUCUAUCUAUCUAUCUAUCUAUCUCAUCCGUUAAUUAUCUAUCUAUCUAUCUAUCUAUCUAUCUAUCUAUCUAUCUAUCUCAGUCCAUUCAUUAUCUAUCUAUCUUUCUAUCUCAGUCCGUUAAUUAUCUAUCUAUCUAUCUAUCUAUCUAUCUAUCUAUCUAUCUCAGUUUGUUCAUUAUCUAUCUAUCUAUCUAUCUAUCUAUCUCAGUCUGUACAUCAUCUCUUUAUCUAUCUAUCUUCCACCUGCAGGCUAAAAAUGCACAUAGCUUUUCUGUCAAGAAUUAUUGCCUGUAUCAUUCUUUCUUUCCUAUUUUUCUUUCUUUCUUUCUUUCCUUCUAUCUUUCCUUCUUUCUUUCUAUCUUUCCUUCUUUCCUUCUUUCUUUCCUUCUUUCUUUCUUUCUAUCUUUCUUUCUACCAAACACUCAUUUUUCGAACACCACCUUCGUUCCGUCAUCACUCUCCACAAUUCGAUGUUCCUCUUACACUCUUAAUAAUUCUUUCUAUCUAUCACGCUCAUCUUCUUUCUUCCCUCCUCUCUUAUCAAAGCUUACCUUCUCCACACCCGUCGGUUACCGUGUCCUCCCCCUUUCGUUUUCCCCCUUUAUAUGUUUCUCUUUUCUCUCAUUCUGGCCGUAG
Acanthosepion pharaonis is the source of this 2049-nucleotide messenger RNA. The record is from the annotation of a GenBank genome assembly. NCBI's taxonomy places the organism in Eukaryota, Metazoa, Mollusca, Cephalopoda, Sepiida, Sepiidae.